This is a messenger RNA of Mya arenaria, 6586 nucleotides long. RefSeq lists its product as uncharacterized. The transcript has 4 exons. NCBI's taxonomy places the organism in Eukaryota, Metazoa, Mollusca, Bivalvia, Myida, Myidae. Bases 468 to 2720 code for a protein of 750 amino acids. The record is from RefSeq and is a predicted model, not a curated record.
ACUGAAGGUGGCGCCUCGAUUUGUUUAGCCCUUAGGGUAGAAUAACGUUGAUAAAUCGUGUUUAAUAGGACUCAAAUAGUUGAAUUUAGAUACUAAUUCAAAUCAUAGCGAUGUAAAUUAAAACAGAAAGUAGGAGAUGACAUAAUACAUUCGUAUACAUUGGGAUUAACUCCGUUUUUAAGAAGGAAUUCCCUAUCGGGUUUUGACAGGUCACGUGACGCUAUAGGAUACACAUGGUUAAGUGCGUCACGUGAUCUAGUGUAUUGACGUAUGUGGGUCAAAAGGUCUACCAGGUCCCAACGUAACUCCCAAAUCAGCCUGUGAACAAAUGGAUGAAUGAAACAUAAUAACCUUUCACCCCGUAGGCAGAGGAACUACAUUAAAAAACACCCAUCAUCCAUCAACCAUACUCCCAUCAUCCGCAGUUAGUAGAAGUCAGCCUAGCCUCAGAUCACUUUCUUUAAAUUAUGGAGACAAUUCCAUUCAAAUUUGAGGCAGGAUCAAUUUCGUCAUCAAAUUCACCCCAGAAAGCUUUGUCAAUUAAUGAAAUAGCUGCUCAGUUGGCAAAUAGCAAAGCUUUAAAUAUUGCAGCACCUCCUACAAUACUCAUAGCAGCACCAACAGCUGCCAAUGUAGUAAACGGAAACAAUAAUAACAACAAUAUUGAAAAGGCCGAUUCCACAGAGAGUAUAUCAAACAAUCCUAUUGUAGCGAAAAUGACUGAGGCGUUAUCGCUGAAGCAGUCACCGACCCUAACGAAACAACUUGCAAAGCCGUCCACAAGUUCAUCGUCUGGGAUGCAGGUCAUUACUCAGUACAUGUGUCGCUACUGCGGCCAGCAAUUUGAGAACACCGAACAGAUGCAGAAACAUAUACAGGAACACGUUGAGGGAAAGACACCGCACGAGUGCUCUGUCUGUGGAAAGACAUACCGUACACCAUCAAAACUGCAGCGUCAUGUGCGAGUACACAGCGGGGAACGUCCUUACGCUUGUUCCGUCUGUGGGCGGAGAUUCACACGCAGCGAUCAUGUGAAACAACACAUGAAAGUCCACAUGCAGCCGAAAGACGCAAACGUAUGUCACCUGUGUAAUGAUAUGAAGUUCAACCGUCGUCAGGCGUUACACGCCCAUCUCCAACAGCAACACAUGCUGUCACAGGUGUUUACCUGCCAUCGUUGCGGCGAGGCGUUUGAAUCUCUGGAGGAGAUGCAGACCCACAAACUCUGUCACGACACUGUCCUCAACAGCCUUAAGGAUGGCUCUACGGCAGCUGCUCCACCUGACGGCAUCGCAAAAUUCUCCCUCGGUCCGCAGAAAACAGAGCAGACAUCUUCGAUGAACAAGUAUGAUUUCAUCACAGUCAAGCCUCAGACAUCGUAUGCCACUACAACAGCUUCCACUGCCGAAGACACCAAGCCUACUUUGACUUCAGUUUUGAAGAUCCCUGCUGCUUUUUAUAUUCCCGCUAACAUGGACAAUGUUUCUGCAUUGAGUAGCAAGCUUGCUGUUGAAGGUAUGGAGAAAUUAGCAAAAGAAACUGCAGAAGCUGAAGCUCAAAGGAAGUAUCAAGACGAAAUGAUGCAACUAACUAACGAUGCAAUGAAGUUUCAGGACCAGUUAGAUGUGCAAAGAAAAACAGAAGAGGAGAGGAGAAAGAUUGCUCAAGCUUUCACAAUCAAAGCAGGAAAUGUUAUUGAGAUAAAAAAAGAGCUUGGAAAUGUGGAAAAUGGCGACGCAGGCCAUGACUCAGGUUUGGAGAUUGUUGAAGGUCAGGAAACCACACACAUGGUUAAUGGAGACGGUAUGUCCAUGUUCAUACUGCCCUCACUUUUGAAGAACGGUAAACCUGCAGGGUCAAAAGCUGAUGAAGAUGAAUCAGAUAUGGAAACAGAGGACAGUGAACAGAAUUCGUCCAAAGAUUCGUCCGCUAUUAAUCGUGAAGGUGAUGAUGACAGAAGCGAGGGUGAUGCUAGUGAGAAGAUGGAUGAUAGUGGUAUUGGUGAAGGGGAAGGGUCGGAGGGUAAAAUCUCACCACGCCCUGAGGCCUUCUCCAGACCCUGCCCAAGGUCAAAGAAACCGGGAUACAUGCCUCCCGUGGAGGCUAGUACAGAGGAAACCAGGUAUGGCUCGCCUAGUUUGGUGUCUACAGCUGCGAAUGAGCCAACACUUAUUGCUCCUAAACCAAUGUUAUCAAUACUCAAUCCUAGAAUUAACGAACUGAUCAAGGCGAAAGUGGAACAAAAUAUGAGCAACCAAAACCUGAACAGCCAGAGCCAGGCUGUCCAUUCGUCUGUUCCGACUUUCAUCGUCACCAACCCAUCACUCAACUCACAGAUGAACCCUCAGCUACCAAAGCUCACACUUAUACCAAAUUUCAGCAAACUCACUCCGCCACCAAACCCUAUGACGUCCUUUCAGACGAUACUGCCAGCUCCUAUCAGCAGUAUCUCAAGCUCAGCAACACUCGCUGCUGUUGCUGCUUCUAUGUCGGCACAGAUGACCCCUAAGAAAACAGAGGGGCUACCGAAACUCAUAAAAUGUGAACACUGCUGUAUUUACUUUGAAGACAAUGCAAUGAGCAUGCUUCAUAACACCUUACAUUCGGCAGACACUGCAGAUCCUUUCACCUGCCGGAAAUGUUACAAGAAACUCGGAAACCGACUUGAGUUCAUGGCCCAUCUUAUAUGGCACUUAGAACCCAACAUGGAUCUAUGUUAAGAAUCUUAGGGACUUUUGUUACUGUUUUUGAAUUUUAAGGUAUACAUAAUUUGUAUUAUGAUUCAUUAUUGUUAAAGUUUGUCAAGUUGAACAAGAAUUUUUUUCGAACAAACAAUUUAAAAAUGCUGAAGAGAUCUUAGAUGUGCUAUUUUUAUGUAUUAGAGACAGUAUUACUGUAUUGUUAGUACUGCUUUUAUUUUCAAACUUAAAAAUACUGGAUCAAUUGGUAAGAAUAUCAUUAUCGUAUCAUUGUAUAUAUGGUCCAAAGAUCAAAAAUUGUUGCCUUAUAUUUUCAAUGUUAAUUUGUGUACAGGACUAUAAUGCCAUCAUUUAAGGUUCAUUUUACAGGAUGUUAUAAAGUCAUCCAAUCGUUUGUCAUAUUCAUGGCUUUUUCAAAAAGAUACAAUAUAUUGUACAUGUAGCAAAAUUCUUUAUUUUUUUUAUAGAUAGCAAAAAUUUAAGAGUCUAUCAUAAAGUACUUGAUUAUGCAUGUAUAUGUGUGCAAUAUUCUUAUUAAUAUUUGUUUUUCUUUUCUUGGAGAUGCAAGACAACUUUUCUUUCUUUGCGGAAAAAAAAGUUUAAAAAAAUAAUCAUACAUUUUAAUCUUUCUCUUUCAAGUUUGAACAAUUCUUUAUUCUUUAGAUACAACUAGAUCAAUAAUUAUAUUCUUUUUCCUGCCCCUUCUGUGCUUUUAAAAAAUACUCACUUCUGCGUAAAGCAUUUACAUAUUGUUUUCAUCAUUAUCAUUUUACUACUUGUAAUCUCGAAAACUGAUUCUUAAUUCCCUCGAAAAGUUACUUGUACUGGGAUGUUUAGAAUGGAGGGAUAUGUUCGUUUUAAUUCGUAAUUAAAGCGAGGGAACUUUUUUUAAAGAUUUUAUUAAUAUAUGCUUUGGAUUUUAUUUACAUUUUAUGUUUUUUUUACAUAUGUAUGUUAGAAUUACAACAGAGAUCCCAUGCCUGGAAUGACAGAAUUAGAAUGAGAAGAAAUGUCUGUGUAUUUAUUGGAAAUAUUUAGUCAUGGUUUUAUUUCUGACGCCGUUUUUGUUUGAUGUGCAAUGUUAGAGUGAAAAGAAAAACUUACUACAUACAUGUUGAUUUUUUAAACCACAAGAUAGGGUUUGCCGAGCAAAAUUAAAUAAUAGAGUACAAUGAAAGCAAGGAACUGAAAAACUUAUUUCUGUCCUUAUCAAUAUUUGUAAAACAAGUCACAGCAAUGUCAUAUAAAUCAUUUUAUUGGCACACUGUAACCCCAAAAUUUUGUCUUCUGUUUUUUUGGGAAAAACCAGGGUAAAUCCCAUAUGUCCUACUUGGUGAAUGCCAACUUAACUCGCACACGAGUAUAUGUUAAUUUGCGCAUUUCCUUCUAUAGUUGGAUACAAUUUCAAUUUUGCUUGCCACGCCCUAUUUUGCGGUUUAUUUUCCAUCUGUGAUUUGUUUUAUGUGUUUUGGUGUUAUAACAACAAACAAAUAUUUAUUUAUCAAAUAUUAGUCAACUGUUGCCAGUUUAUUUAUGCAACUGUAAACAAAAAAAAUCAAGAGGAAUAAGUUAUAUUGAUGAUGGAAAUGACUUCAUGGAAGGUCAAAAUAUUGGGUACCGAAUUUUACUGUGGAUGAAAGCUUGGAUUGAUAAUAAAUAGGCCAAAAAUAGUAAGGAAAAUUGGGUAAAAACUGUUAAUACUUUGUUUAGUAGCAAGAAAUAAAUUGGGCAAAAUAAUUUCUUCAAUGUCCAUAAAUACCAUUUAUAGAAUAUAAGGAGAACUGCAUACUAUCUGUUUUAAAAUUCGGUCUCGUCUAAUCGUUACAUGUUAAUGAUUGUUUCCAGUUAUGAUUUGGCUUUGUUCAACAUUUGAGGUUAUAGUUGUUCAUGUUUCAAACUUAUGGUUACAUUAUACUAAUAUGAGUUUUGCCUUUCAAAGUUUUGUUUAACUGUUUACCGUGUUAGCUUUUUGUCUAAAACAUUCGAUGUUUUAAUAGAUGUAUAUAUGUUUAAUCAAUAUUUAUCAAAAAGCCUUAAUUCAUGUUACUCAAAUGUUAAAUAUAUAUUAUUGAUAUGUUACGUUCUUUGUCUUAUUUAUUGUAGUGCUUAGAAAAAAAGAAUUUCAUAUAAUUUGUAUUGUGAUUAGAUUCAUAGCAUUAUUAUUUAUAUAGUUUGGGUGUGUUUAUUGUUUUGGGGAAAUAAAGGUAUUUUUAAUGAUUUUUCAAUGCAAAAGUAAAUUCAUGAUUAUGAUCCAGUAAUGAAGACUGGAAUGAUCUUAUCAAUGAAUGUGUACACAUUAUUUUUUGAGUGUACCACAAAAUAUCAUAAAUCAAAAAUUGCAGUUCAAGGUGUUGCGAGUGUCACAAACUAAGAUGAUAGUUGUACUUGCAAAAGUAAAUAAAUAUUGCCAUAAAUGACUAAUCAAGCUGUUGUUUAAUUUCAAUAGAUAUUUUACGGUAAAUUCUCAGAAAUAUGUGAAAAUUUAACGGUACGAUAUAUAUGCCCACAAUGAAAAAGGUGGAAGGGGAGUUCCAGUGGUAUUUAAAUGCCCAGCAAAUGAUAAAACAUUUAACUAUCAAAAUAAACUGGAUCAUUUGCAGAAAUGUACAUGUUUUUUUGGGGGCAAAUGUUAUGGUUAUUUCUUAAUAAUUUGUUCAUUAUGCCAAUCAGGAUAAGAUUCUUAAGACUCUAAUUUUACGAACUUCAAAAAAUAUUUUCGCUCAUUCCAAAUCAUUAUGUAAUGGUAAAAUGUAUUGUAGUUUAAAAGUACAGCAAAAUAAAGUGAUAUAAAGGUUCGAAGUACAAAUUUAAACAUGAAAUUUUCAGUUAUUUGAAAAACAUCUGGAAAGAAAAAUAAUUUCAGACAAUGAGAAAGGAAAUGUUAUGGUGUUAAUUGAUCGUUUUUUGAUCAAAGAUGUACAGGGAUAUAUUUAUUUGAAGAAAAAAAUCUUUAUAGCAUUGCAUGUGAUUUUGUUUUCCUUCUUUGUGUUAUAAUGUGCAUGGACGAGAUUAAAUUGGAACUUAAAUUAUUCAAUAAGCAAUCUUUAAAUUUGACGAUUUAUAAAAUUUAUGUUGUAAAAUGUAAAAACAAAGCAACUUAAGGUUGUUAAUUUAUUAUAAUUGAUGUUUCGGAUGUAUUCUUGUUUAAAUCCCUGUUAAUGAUCUAUUAAAUCAUUCGCAUGUUCAAUAUUAGGCAAAAACAAAUCAGUUUCAAUGACAUUUUUUUAAUUAUAAAUAAUUUAUGUCAAAUACCUGCACAUCUUAAACAAUACAUGAAGUCUUCGUUCAACUUUAAUCGGUCCAUGCACAGAAAUCAUGUUACAUCCUGUGUUAUUUGCUGUUGUACGCCUAAUCACCUCAUAUUUUCAUCAAAUUCCACAUUUAUGUAUUAUACAAGAAAUACCAUCAUAUAUAUGUUAUUUUCAUUUACAUUUUCGAAAAUAAUGUGACAAAUAUAAUCAAUCUUGCAAUGUAAACAUGUUCACUCCUGUGUGUAUAUGGGCUUUAAUAACUCGUCUGUUUUAUGUUUUUUUUCUAAUCAUUUUUCACCAUAUACAUAUACCCUCUGAAAAAGAUUGUUGACAGGAUUUAAAUUACCAGAAAAGUAGUUCCAUUCAGUAAUAUUGAUAAUUUCUUGAGUACAUAGUUAAGUAUAUUAAACAACUGAACAAAAUAGUUAUUGUUUGAUAAUGUUUAUAGCAUGUUUAUUUUAUUUAGUUGCUAUGUUACAGCAGGAAAUGUUAAAAGUUUACAAGUUUUACUUUACAAUGUUACAACAAGAAGUUGACGAAAGUGAUAGUUUUGACGUUGUUAUGUAAUUUGGUUAAUUGAUAUAGUUUAUUACCCUAGUUAUUGUAUUAAUAAACUAAUUUGAUCAACAAGAUUUA